UAGCUUAGUUAAAAAAUAAAAUUGAAAAGGGUAUAAUUGAGUAUGAUAAUGGUGGUAACCCUAACAACAUGCACUGGCUGUUAUUCAUUCUUCUUCUUCUUCUUCAGCUCCAUUGAUCGGCUACAGGAACAGAAGCAAUGUUGGUGGAACACUUGAUUCUCCGCCAUCACCAUUCCCCACCACAACCCUCAAUAUGAAGAAGAAUCAAUAUCCAAUUGAAGUUGUUUUGCUCAAACAUGUUGCAUUCUCUGCGCAACAUCGGUAGCCGAGUAAGCUUCUUCUACUCCUCAUCUCGUCGAUACCCAUUUCCCCAUUUCCUCACCCUUCCAUCUUCCCCCUAUAAAGAUUCGAUUUUUGCAUCCCCCAUGAUUUGGGUCACAAGCUUCAUGUGUGUUAUCAGAUACCCUUUUGCCUCAAAACCUUCUUUUGACGACAUUGUCUCUGAGACAGUGCGUAGUUUCUUGCAAAAUGAUGAUGCACACCACAUGUUUGAUUCAGUGCUUGCACCUAUUUGGGUGUCUAAGGUUUUGGUGAAGCUGAAAGAGGACCCAAAAUCAGCCUUGAAGUUCUUCAAAAUGGCAGGGGAACGAGUCGGGUUUCGCCACUCCUCGGAGUCUUAUUGUAUCCUUGCUCACAUUUUGUUUUGUGGGAUGUUUUAUGUUGAUGCAAAGAAUGUCAUUAAGGAGUGGAUUUUGUCUAGGAGGGAAUUUCCGGGUUGUGAUUGGUUUGAUAUGUUGUGGUUGAACAGGAAUGUUUGUCAGGCAGGGCCUGGUGUGUUUGAUUGUUUGUUUGGUGUUUUGGUGGAGCUGGGGAUGCUUGAGGAAGCUAGUCAGUGCUUUUGGAAGAUGAAGAAGUUCAGGGUUUUGCCAAAAGUGAGGUCCUGUAAUGAGCUUCUUCACAGGCUUUCAGAAUCGGGCAAAGGGAAUUUGUCGUUGAGUUUUUUCAAGGACAUGGUUCGGGCUGGCCUUUCGCCCUCAGUUUUUACAUAUAAUAUAGUGAUAGGCUAUUUGGCCAAAGAAGGGGACUUAGGAACUGCUAAGAGAUUGUUUGAACAGAUGAAACAGACAGGUGUGAUGCCAGAUGUAGUUACUUAUAAUUCUCUCAUUGAUGGGUAUGGGAAGCUAGGAUUAUUGACCGAAGCGGUUAUUGUUUUUGAGGAAAUGAAAAAUGCAGGAUGUGAGCCAGAUGUUAUAACAUUCAAUUCACUAAUUAAUUGCUUCUGUAAAUUUGAAAGAAUUCCUCAAGCUUUUCAGUAUAUGCGUGAGAUGAAGGAAAGAGGGCUGAGACCAAAUGUUGUAACUUAUAGUACACUGAUUGAUGCCUUUUGCAAGGCAGGCAUGAUGCUUGAAGCACUUAAAUUUUUUGUUGAUAUGAUACGUGUAGGUCUUCAACCCAAUGAGUUUACAUAUACAUCUCUGAUUGAUGCAAAUUGUAAAAUAGGCGAUCUGAAUGAAGCAUUGGAACUGGCUAGUGAUAUGUUGCGGGCUGGAUUAAAAUUAAACAUUGUCACCUAUACUGCAUUAUUGGAUGGUCUUUGUGAAGAUGGUAGAAUGAAAGAAGCAGAAGAAUUAUUUAGGGCAUUGUCAGAAGUCGAGGUGGCUCCUAAUGUGCAAAUUUAUACUUCUCUUAUUCAUGGAUAUAUCAAGGCUAAGAUGGUGGAGAGUGCCAUGAAUAUUAUAGAGGAAAUGAAUAAGAAAAACUUGAAACCAGAUCUGUUGCUGUAUGGAACCAAAAUUUGGGGUCUUUGUAGCCAAAAUAGAAUAGAAGAAUCUGAGGCUGUAAUACAUGAGAUGGUGGAUUGUGGUCUGACUGCAAAUAGCUAUAUAUACACAACCCUUAUGGGUGCAUAUUUUAAGGUUGGGAAAACCGUGGAGGCUGUUAAUCUAUUACAAGAGAUGCAGGAAAAGGGUAUUGAGACAACAGUUGUAACUUAUGGUGUACUAAUUGAUGGUUUAUGCAGAAAAGGUCUAGUUCAACAGGCUUUUAGUUAUUUUGACCACAUGACUAAAAUUGGUUUGCAACCUAACAUUAUGAUUUUUACGGCUCUGAUUGAUGGCUUUUAUAAAAAUGAUUGUGUUGAAGCAGCUGAUAAGCUGUUCAAUGAGAUGCUGGAUAGGGGAAUCAGUCCAGAUAAAUUAGUUUAUACUGCUUUGAUUGAUGGGAACCUGAAGCACGGAAAUCCUGAACAAGCUUUGAGUUUGCGAAAUAGAAUGGUUGAAAUGGGUAUGGAGCUUGACCUGAAAGCUUAUACUUCAUUGAUUUGGGGUUUUUCACACUGUGGUCAAGUACAACAGGCAAAGUCAUUUCUGGAUGAGAUGCUUGGGAAGGGCAUCAUUCCUGAUCAGGUUCUCUGUAUUUGUCUUCUGAGAAAAUAUUAUGAGCUUGGAGACAUCAGCGAAGCUCAGGAACUUCAUAAUGAUAUGAUGAGGAGGGGCCUUGUUUCUGGGACAAUGGACAUAACAAUUCCCUCUGUACGCACUUGAGAGGGUUUAUUUUAGUGGCCCACAAUCUACAUUAUUUCAUUUUUUUCUGAAGUUCAAAAAACUUCAUUGAAAUGAAUUUGAUGCAUCAUUAUAUAAUGGCAACUGAACUGACUAUCCUAAAUGGUGCGUUCCCAUUCUCAAAACACUUGUUUUCACAUGAUGUUAAUCCGCAGUUCUGGGACUAGCAUUUCAGUAUUCAUGCUCUCAUGUGAUCAUCAAGACAGCCAUAACAUGCCACUUUCCUGGUUUGAGAAAGUUUUUUGAUGCUUCUAGUGACUGAUUGUUAAUAUUCUAACUAGAAAGCUCAUGAUUAUAGAGCAUUUGCUUCUUUAAUCUCGUUACAUAAUUGAACAAGCAUACUGCUUCCCAAUCAGGAGCUUAUUCUCACAUCACUGCAAAUCCUUGUUACGGAAGAUGCAGAGUUGUUCAGCCGUGGUGGAUGACCUUGUUACCACUUAGGCGUACAAGGUUGCUAACUUGCUUAGAAGCUGAGGAGCUGUAUGCACCUUACAAUGGUCUCGCGUGUUUCGCCUCAUCCAAGCUCCAGCUAGAUGGCAUGGAUAAAGGUAAGGCCAUUAUGUGGGGUCCAAAGGUUCAUAGGUAGAAAUUUGUGGUGGCUCUCGUCCAAAUUUUGUAUCUAACACAGACACAUGCAGUCUAAAGAUGAACUGAAAUCCUCUGUCCUAUUUGGUGUCCUCUUCCCGUUUCCACCUAUUAAAUUAUGCCAUGUAAUUUAUAAACCACACAUAUAAGGUUAUAAUUGUCAUACUCAUGCCUACAUGACGAUUUUUAUUGGUGAGACAGUGAAUGAGACAGCAAAUGGGGACUGAGGUCAUCCUCUAAAGACCAUGAGUCGUGUUUUUCUAGAUAUCAGAAAGAUUUGGGACAGAAGAGCAGUGUUAUCAUAUAUCUGCCAUGGCGGAAUCUCAUGGCCGGUUUUUGCUCUCCGCCAUGACUGAUAUCUCGCCAUAAUCCACCAUCUGCCAUCAUUAUUUGCCAAAUAUGGCGUGUUUUUGGGCUCUCCGCCAUGGUCCGCAAUCUGACAUUAACAACAUUGCAAAAGAGUUUAUUUCAAUUCAAGGUGGAACAUCUCACAAGCUUCACAGAUGAUGACUGCUGUACUCACAAGUAUCUUACUGUUUGUUAAAACAUCACCCGCAUUCUCAGUUGUUUUGACUAGUCUUUUACGUCACAAAGAAAGAAUAACUGAACUGGAGAACGUGCCAAAACAAUGACUCCAAAAAAACUGCAAAUUAUUGGACUUAUUGGCAUGCAGUGUUUUCACUCCCAUCAUACUUGGUAUGUAUGUCAGUAUGUCAGUAUCAUGCAUGACAAAACUAUCAUGAAUCUCGAGCCCAUGCUAACAGAUAUGGAUUCAUUUUAAAUGCUACAAUGGACGUGCAAGGAAUGGGGGUGCACAUUGAGUAGAUUAGAUUUUCCUAGCAGACAGAAAUUCUGUAUUCAAUUUCUACCAACAAUUUUCCCUUUGAUAAACACUUCCAUGUUCAGACUUCAGAGCUCACAUGAUGUGAGUGAUGGAAUCCAAAGAAAAUUGGACCACAGGAAAUUAUUGUUAGUGGUGCAAUCUAGUGAAAAAGUGGAAGAGGGUAGUGAGAGAAGGAAAUGCUUGUGAUUUGUACCGAGUUUAGAUGAGGUUGUUUGUUUUGUGGAAACAGCAUAAAGGUUGAGAAAGCCAUGCAACUUUUAAGAGCAAAUUGUACAUAUUAGUUUGUUGGCUCCAUUUUUCUCCCCUUGCAUGCAUUGUUUAGUUUCCCUGAGGAUGAAGAUUAUUACUUGGUGUUUAAAUAGGAAAUAUAUGCAGAAUGUAUUUAAGUGUGGAUAUGUAGAAGCAUAUGCAUAUCAGAGAACAAUCAAUUUUAUAAUUUGUUUGUUACUUGUUAGGAUGACUUUAAAGGAAUGGGGAUGGAAGAUAAAUUAACUAUUUUCUUGUCAUGCUAAGUGCGAUCAAGAAUUCAACUUCA
Lotus japonicus is the source of this 4465-nucleotide messenger RNA. RefSeq names its product putative pentatricopeptide repeat-containing protein At2g02150. The record is from RefSeq and is a predicted model, not a curated record. Lineage: Eukaryota; Viridiplantae; Streptophyta; Magnoliopsida; Fabales; Fabaceae. The coding region runs from base 237 to 2483 and encodes 748 amino acids. The transcript has 3 exons. Gene Ontology annotation, molecular function: protein binding.